Messenger RNA from Psammomys obesus (fat sand rat), 1605 nucleotides. RefSeq names its product keratin, type II cytoskeletal 5-like. Gene Ontology annotation, molecular function: structural constituent of skin epidermis. NCBI's taxonomy places the organism in Eukaryota, Metazoa, Chordata, Mammalia, Rodentia, Muridae. Gene Ontology annotation, cellular component: keratin filament. The coding region runs from base 1 to 1605 and encodes 534 amino acids. The transcript is spliced from 9 exons. Gene Ontology annotation, biological process: intermediate filament organization; keratinization. The record is from RefSeq and is a predicted model, not a curated record.
AUGACCCAGCGAUCCUCAGUGACCAUCAAGUCUGGGGGCACACGGAACUUCAGUGCCUCCUCAGCCAGCCUCCUUUCUGGCUGCCGGCCCGGCUUCAGCUCUGUCUCCGUGUCCCAGAGCGGGAAGAGUUUUGGAGGCGGCUUCGGGGGUGGUUUUGGGACAAGAAGCCUACACAGCCUGGGAGGUAGCAAGAGAAUUUCCAUCUCUGGAGGCUACCGCUCCAGCCGAGCCAGCUUUGGGGGUGCUGCCUGUGGGCUAGGCGUCAGCGGCAUAGGGUACAGAGUUGGGGGAGCCUAUGGUGGGUACGGAUUUGGAGGUGGGGUGGCCCCUGGAGCUGGGGGCAUCCAUGAAGUCACCGUCAACCAGAGCCUCCUUACGCCCCUGCACCUGGAGAUCGAUCCGUCUCUCCAGCGGGUUCGGAAGGAGGAGCGGGAGCAGAUCAAGACCCUCAACAACAAGUUCGCCUCCUUCAUCGACAAGGUGCGGUUCCUGGAGCAGCAGAACAAGGUCCUAGAGACCAAAUGGAGCCUCCUGCAGGAGCACAAGACAACCAGGACCAACCUAGAGCCCAUGUUUGAAGCUUACAUCGCCAACCUGAGACGCCAGCUGGAGUGCCUGGGCGGGGAGCGGGGCAGGCUGGAGACAGAGCUGAAGAGUAUGCAGGACGUGGUGGAGGACUUCAAGAAUAAGUACGAAGAGGAAAUACACAAGCGCACAGCGGCAGAGAAUGAGUUUGUAAUACUCAAAAAGGAUGUGGACGCUGCCUACAUGAACAAGGUGGAGCUGGAGGCCAAGGUGGACGCCCUGAUGGACGAGAUCAACUUCCUGAGAGCGUUCUAUGAGGCGGAGCUGGCUCAGCUUCAGGCUCAGAUCUCUGAGACCUCUGUGGUCCUGUCCAUGGACAACAACCGCAGCCUGGACCUGGACAGCAUCAUCGCCGAGGUCAAGGCGCAGUACGAGGACAUCGCCAACCGCAGCCGAGCAGAGGCUGAAUCCUGGUACCAGACCAAGUAUGAGGAGCUGCAGCGAUCUGCUGGCCAGCAUGGGGAUGACCUCCGUACCACUAAGAUGGAGAUCUCUGAGCUCAACCGGGCCAUUCAGAGGCUGCGUUCUGAGAUCGACAGCCUGAAGAAGCAGUGUGCUGCUCUCCAGGCUUCCAUCGCUGAUGCCGAGCAGCGCGGCGAGCUGGCCCUCAAAGACGCCAAGCAGAAGCUGGCCGAGCUGGAGGACGCCCUGCAGAAGGCCAAGCAGGACAUGGCGCGGCAGCUGCGCGAGUACCAGGAGCUCAUGAACGUCAAGCUGGCGCUGGACAUCGAGAUCGCCACCUACCGCAAGCUGCUGGAGGGCGAGGAGUGCAGGCUCACGGGAGAAGGUGUCGGUGCCGUGAACAUCUCUGUGGUCUCUUCCUCCGGGGGCACAGGCUACGGAGGUGCUGGCGGCCUCUGCCUGAGCAGCGGCAGCUACGGCGGUGGGAGUGGCCUCUGCUAUGGCGGGGGAGGCAGUGGCGGCUUUAGCUCCACCAGCGGUCGCAGUGUGAGUGGCAGCUGCUCGAGCAUGCGCAUUGUCUCCAAGACGUCAUCCAGCAAGAAGAGUUUCAGGAGCUAG